Molecule: messenger RNA, 3193 nt
Organism: Dalotia coriaria
Lineage: Eukaryota; Metazoa; Arthropoda; Insecta; Coleoptera; Staphylinidae
Product: transcription factor TFIIIB component B'' homolog
Exons: 3
Coding region: 330-2819 (829 amino acids)
Biological process (GO): RNA polymerase III preinitiation complex assembly
Cellular component (GO): transcription factor TFIIIB complex
Molecular function (GO): TFIIIC-class transcription factor complex binding
Source: RefSeq, a predicted model, not a curated record
AUUUCUGUAUACAGUCAGGCGCUGUACGACGUUGUCGUGCACGAGAAAUCGAGGCAGAAAAAUUUCUUUUUCGGGUGCAUUUUGGCCAUGUGUAUCACGUUCGCGCGGUGCUCCAGUACCAGUACCAUAUGGACUGAAGUCGAGUGUGGUGCGAUAAUGUCUCGGCGAGUGUUACACAUACGAACAUUACUGUAAUAAGACACGCAUUCCUAACGUCUGCAAAUCGCAUACAUAUUGCGCUCUCGUACGUGCGCGCAUUGUCUCGUACCAACCGGUCCAACAUUUGUAUAUCACCACGUGGAGAGUGCAAACUUGCAUAAAAUUGCACUAUGGCUUCGAGACGAUCGCGUAUCAAAGGCAUCGCAAAUAUUCCGCAGCGGAGGAAACCCGUCGUCGAACAGGAAGCUACGCAGGAAGAUGUGAGGUGCGAGGAAUCUAACCUCUCACCACAGCAGGUGAUCACAAAUUCAACCGGAGAAUCACAGAAAGAAGAAAAACAUGCUGACGGCGUUGAUUUGAACACAGCUGUUCCCGUGGAAAAUAAUAAAGAUAAGCCAUGUGAAACAGAUAUUCCAACUCAUUCAAAUCAUGAUAUUAGUAAAAAUGUAGCAGAAAAUGUAAAUCCAAACAUAUCUGUAGCAGCACCUCAAACACAGCCUUCAUUCAACCGACGUAGACUUAUAAAACCAGCAAUAUCAUUAAAAGCAAUACAGAAAUCAGUAACUCCACCUAGCAUAUCUUCACCAAGUGAGGAACCAGAAAUAACAAAACCUCAAGAAGAGCCUUCACCACCUGAAGAUGCAAAUUGUCCUUCUGUGAUAUCUAAAACAUCUGAAAAUCCACCAAUAAACACAUCAAAACAUGCUCACACUCCAGUCAGAGAUGAUUGUAUCAACAAGGAGAUCAGUGUGCUUGGUAUCACCAAAUUGCCACUCACUCAAAGUCAAAAUCAGAAUUUGGAGAACUGCACAGAUAAGAACUCUUUUGAUGAGAUUGUUCGGCCGUCUCCAGCAUGCAGCCCUAGCAAAUAUAUGAAUCGUGCCAGGAUUAAGGCUAUUCCACGCCUGGGCCAACGUCGACCGAGUUUCAGCAUCGGCAGCGCGAGCGAAUCGGAAGACGAGUCGAAGAAGUCGUAUAAAACAGUACGAAUACGAAAUGAUUCUGUCUGCUCGUCUGUUUCUACACCAGCACCUCCAGAAUCACCAGCAGUUGUUGCUGAAGUGAGUAAUCCUAGGAAGAAGCCAGAGUUCAACAGCGUUAUCCAACGAAAAUGCCGACGGACUGAGCAGAGUCGUAAACUGGCUGAGGCAAGACGAGAUUUUCAACAAAAGUUUAACAACGGGAAGCCGGAUAGGCAGAAAUUGACCAUGAUAGAUCUCAUAUUUUACAAUCCUGGAAGCUCCCCGAUGAGCCAAAAACGUAAACGAAAGGAUACCGAGACUGAAUCGAUACUAAGCGCCAAACAUGAAGAAGACAUUGACGAUGCACCUGCACCAGACGAACCUUCUGCGGAUGCGACCGCCGAGCCAGAACUCAGCGACGAAGAAAACACAGUUCCUGCGCCCCAAAUAACAAUCGGCGCCAACGGCGAAAUCAUCAUCGACGAAAAAUCGCUCUUCAUUGAGAACAAAGAUAUCAAACGCGAUCGCGAGUUGCUAAAAAAGUCGAACCUGGUCGAUGGCGACAAGUUUGAAACUGGGUACGGCGUAUUCAAACGCGUGAAACGCUCCAAGGACUGGAGUAAAGAUGAAACUCUACGAUUUUACAAAGCGCUGAAUACAAUGGGAACUGAUUUUACACUGAUGUGUGAGUUGUUUCCAGGUCGUAGCCGACGAGAGUUGAAGAUGAAAUUUAAAAAAGAAGAGCGUGUUAAUCGAGCCUUGAUUGAUCGCGCUGUGAUGCAACCGAUUCAGUUCGAUAUCACUGAUUUACAACGUGAUCUUGAAAAGCAGGAGUUGGAAAAGCUGCGGAACGAGCAAAUAAAAAAGGACCUGAAGCAAUACAGGGAAGAUUGCAAGGCGGCAAGAGAGGAGAAGAAGGAAAAGGAAAAAGCUAAGGCGGAAGAAGUGCCUGCAGUUAAAAAGAAAAGAAAAACGUGGACGGGAGAUGUAAAGGUCGUUGAAGAUCAAAUAAUUAAACCAGCAAAUGCCAAGGAAGCCUUAAAGAAAAAGCUGCAACAAGGGAUACACAGCUUGCUCGCAUCAGAUGACAGUGACGAUGAAAAUGCGAAUGUUGUUGAAGAUUCAGUAAAUGCAAAAGAAGCGGAAAUCAAUGAAAACAACAAUCAUAUUGAUUUGAGCGACGCGAUUGAACAAAACAUUGAGAUUACCAGUAAUAUUGAUGUAACAAGCCCUGAAAUGCCAGCUGAUACAAAUUCUGAAGCAAUUGAAAUGCCUGAAGUAGAGAAAAGCAGCGGAAUUGAAGAAACGAACGAAACUGAAGUCAUUGAGGAAGGUUCGAUUGUAGUUACAUCAUUAGAUGCUGAUGGUAAAGAAAUCUACACAGCUUACUCUGUCAACUGUCAUGGUGAAAAAAUCCCCUUGGAUUUAAAUCCGGGAGUUCUCGAUGUGUUGCUUAAGAAUCAAAAAAGUGAUAAAACAGUACCUCUACCCGAGAACGCAGACGAAUCUUUAAUUUUGCCUUCUGAUAACACCAUAGACAACAUAAUGGCCGAUAUAUCCUUGUCCAAUCUUCACGACAAUCCAGACAUGUCUCUGACGACCACCGCGGACUGCAUGAUUCUUUCGUUCGAGGAUAUCGAUGCUAAUAUUGCCACUAACUCAACCGCGAACAUUGUCGCUAUUCAAACCGGGCCAUAACUUUGAUAACGAUGCAUUUCUUUUUUGUACGAACUCUUCAAUGCUGAUAAACGUGUAAAGGUGAUGACACGAAUCGUGUGAGUACACACUAAAUAAUUUAUUUUACUACUAAGCUAUUUCCUACUUAUAGCUAGCUAUACUUGAUUUUAGUACACCGACGAAUGUCACUUGGAACAUUACUGACGAAUGUUCAUAAAGCGCUGUUUAGUUGUUUGUUAAAAUGCCGCGUUUGGAAGUGUCGUGCGUGUAUUGAGAAUUUGUAUUUCUUUUAUUAUUAUGCUUUCUACUGUGAAUGAGUGAGUUUAUUUACUAUUUCCUUUUUUGUUGAAGAAUGUUACGAUGUUGGAGAAUUAAAAAAAUAUUAAAGAAAAAAA